Messenger RNA from Tribolium madens (black flour beetle), 2742 nucleotides. RefSeq names its product DNA ligase 3 (gene DNAlig3). NCBI's taxonomy places the organism in Eukaryota, Metazoa, Arthropoda, Insecta, Coleoptera, Tenebrionidae. The coding region runs from base 206 to 2731 and encodes 841 amino acids. Gene Ontology annotation, molecular function: ATP binding; DNA ligase (ATP) activity; zinc ion binding. Gene Ontology annotation, biological process: double-strand break repair via alternative nonhomologous end joining; lagging strand elongation; mitochondrial DNA repair. The transcript is spliced from 3 exons. The record is from RefSeq and is a predicted model, not a curated record. Gene Ontology annotation, cellular component: DNA ligase III-XRCC1 complex.
AUUAUUUUAUUUAUUGUGAAAAUACGAAUUAAUUAUUUUUAUGUUGUUUUCGAUUCAAAUUUGUGUUGUUUUUAUUUACCAAAGAUGUCAACGCUUCUAAGCCGCAAGAAUCACCUUUAUUUAUUUUAUUUAUUGUGUGAAGAAAUAAAUUAAUUGUUUUUGUAUCGUUUUCGAUGCAAAAUUCGUUUCUUUUUAUCCGCUAAAGAUGUCAGAUGAUCCCAUUGAGAAGCCUUUUCUGGUCGAGAUAGCAAAGCAGGGGCGCGCUGUGUGUAAAAAAUGCAAACAGAAGUGUCUCCAGGGCGAGUUGCGCAUCGCCAAGUUAGUUGCCAACCCUUUCGGGGACGGAAAAAUGAAAAACUGGUAUCAUGUCCCCUGCAUUUUUGAAGUUUUCUCAAAGCAGAGGCCUACAACUAAACGCAUUGAUGAUCCUGGUGAUGACAUCGCCGGUUGGGAUUCCCUGGAUGAUGAAAAUCGGAAUGACAUUUCACGGCGUGUGGAGGAAUGUAACAAUCAUUUUGGGGUUAAACCGAGCCCGAAAAAGCCCCCACAAGAGGCAAAACCGAGCACUAGUAGCACGGACCCCAUCCCCCACUUUGACCCGUCACACAAAGACAACCAAUUUCGCGAAUUCCGAAGAGUUGUAGCUGAUAUUAGCAACGUCAGUAGUUAUCUUGAAAAGACAAGCAUUGUUGGUAAAAUGUUGACAAAAGGGAGCGAUGGUACGGGUUUUAAGGGCGAUAUUGUCCUCUGGUGCCGUUUACUCCUCCCCGGUGUCGUCAAACGCAUUUACAACCUUCAAAGUAAACAAUUGGUGAAGUUGUUUAGUAAGAUUUUCCAGUGUGAUCAAGACGCAAUGUUGGAGCAUUUGGACCAAGGCGAUGUCAGUGAGACGAUUCAGGUGUUUUACGAAAGGAGCAAAGCGUUUAAACCGGCGAAAAAAAGUACUUUGAGUCUCCAACAAGUCGAUUUGUUCCUCGACGAACUCACGAAUUUGACCAAAGAGGAGGAACAAAUGACACAUUUGAAGUCAUUUGCCUCAAAAUGCACUCCAAAUGACUUGAAAAUUGUUGUAAGAUUGAUCAAACAUGAUCUACGGAUGAAUGCAGGGGCGAAACAUGUCCUAGAUGGGGUACAUCCUGAUGCUUAUCAAGCCUUCCAGUCUUCGAGGGAUAUCAAGACUGUGAUUGGGCGUUGUUUGAAAGACAAGGGGGCUAAAGCUAGGAUCGUGUUAAUGACUCCGGUGUUGCCCAUGCUUGCGGAAGCUUGCAAGUCAGUGGAGCAAGCAAUGAAGAAGUGCCCCAAUGGAAUGUACUCGGAAAUUAAAUAUGAUGGGGAGAGAGUCCAAGUGCAUAAACAAGGAUCAGAUUUUAAGUACUUUUCGAGGAGUUUAAAACCGGUAUUGGCACACAAAGUGGCACAUUUCAAAAACUACAUCCCCCAGGCGUUCCCACAUGGGAGGGAUUUGAUCCUUGAUAGUGAAAUUUUGAUGAUUGAUACUCAAACUGGUAGACCACUCCCGUUUGGUACUUUGGGGGUGCACAAAAAAUCGGAGUUUAAAGACGCCAGUGUGUGUCUUUUCGUCUUUGAUUGUAUCUACUACAAUGGGGAGAUCCUCACCGAUAAACCCAUUUCGUUGAGGAAGAAAAUCCUGAAAGAGAACAUGACUGAAAUCCCCAACCAUAUAGUCUUCUCAGAAAUGGAGGAAAUCCACGAUCCUAAAGACUUGACUCAAAUGAUUGCUAAAGUACUCAAAUUGGGGCUUGAAGGUUUGGUACUCAAAGACCUAACAAGUGUUUAUGAGCCGGGUAAACGACAUUGGCUCAAAGUCAAGAAGGAUUACCUCUUCGGGGGGGCUAUGGCCGAUAGUGCUGAUUUGAUAGUCCUAGGUGCGUGGUACGGUACUGGGAAAAAAGGGGGCAUCAUGUCGAUUUUCCUAAUGGGGUGCUAUGACGCCCCCAAUGAUCGAUUUUGCACCGUUUCGAAAGUAUCAACAGGACAUGAUGAUAAAACCCUUGAAAGGUUACAAUCCGAGCUUGAUAUGGUCAAAAUCACGAAAGUACCCGAUUGGUUACAUUGCACCAAAACAAUGGUACCGGAUUUCGUAGCACGUGACCCGAAAAAACAACCCAUUUGGGAGAUUACAGGGGCGGAAUUCACCCAACAUGAGGUGCACACGGCCGGUAUUUCGAUCAGAUUCCCUCGAGUUACCAAGAUAAGGGAUGAUAAGAGUUGGGAAUCGGCCACUUCCCUUCAAGAACUCAAAAUACUCUACACCAAAUCGAAGGAAAACACUGAUAUUAGUUUGCUGUUAAAUAGAGAGGAGGAUCCUCAACCCUCAAACUCAAACAAAAAACACACUGAAUCUCACAAAAAAAGGGGUCUUGAGGAUCCUCAACCUUCAAACUCGAAGAAAAUCAAAACAGAACACAAAACUGUCAAAAUAAGAAAUCCUCUACCGGAUUAUUUCCACGAUAUUAAAGCACUCUUGGAUGAGGAAGUGAGAGAAAAGCAAUGGGACCUAAUUAGGCACUUUGUUGCAUAUGGUGGUCAAAUCUGCAAAAAUGGGGAAAAUGCCACCCAUAUGGUGCAUUUAAACAAUAUGGUACCCAAAAUUUUGAAGUGUGGUUCAGACGUGAAACAUGUAACAACUGAAUGGAUUAAAAAUUGUAUAAUUAAGGAAAGUAUUUGUGAUUAUAGACCGUUUAUUGUACACUGGAAGCCCACUCAAUAAAUAAAAUCUCA